Anopheles nili is the source of this 1887-nucleotide messenger RNA. RefSeq lists its product as uncharacterized. The record is from RefSeq and is a predicted model, not a curated record. Bases 127 to 1884 code for a protein of 585 amino acids. Lineage: Eukaryota; Metazoa; Arthropoda; Insecta; Diptera; Culicidae. Gene Ontology annotation, molecular function: monocarboxylic acid transmembrane transporter activity. The transcript is spliced from 3 exons.
GUGGCAAGCAACAAUUAUGUAACAUCCGAACGCCGUUUCGAUACAACGCAACGCCGGAUUGAUUCCCGGCCGACGGGCACCGGAUUCUCGGCUACACACAAUCAACUGGCCACCAGCUAGGCUGCAAUGGAGGCGUUCAUCAACGAAAUGGUAGAACCGCGCGUGUUCGACCUGCUCGUUCUAAUCCAGCCCAAAUGGAAGCUGUUGGUGUACGUGUUUUUAAUGAAUAUAGUGAUCUUCACACCCGUGUACGUGUAUGGCGCACUUCUGAGCAACGACUCGGAACUAGAUCUGAUCUGCCCACCGGUAAUGCUGAUCGGCUUCAGUCUGGUGCAUCGGUCCCUGUUCUACUGGAACAACGAGCAACGAAGCACUCCGUCGCUUUUGUCUGGAGUCGCCAUCCUCUGCCUAGGAAUCUCAGCUAGCGGUCUGGUCGCCAUGCACGCGCCACACUACAUUUUGGAAGUGCUGCUGUACAGUGUUGUUGGUGGGUUCGGCUACCAGCUGGUCUACUCCCGUAUGUGGAAAUUACUAGCGAAAAUCUUCAACGCCAAGAAGGAGAUGUUCGUCAUCAAGUUUCUGCACUCAUGUGGCCAGGCAACGAGCUUACUCCUAUUGCUUGUCGUUUUUCUUUUGCCAUGGGAGGAUUAUAUUUAUGGCGCGAUGUUGCUCCUGCUAGCUGGCGUUAUACUACAUCUCAUACCACUCGUGCUCUUGAUCAAAGGUGAGAAGAGGCGGUUGCAAAAUGACCAAGACGCGUUAGUGCGUUUGACCGAGAAGGGUAACGAGCUUUACUAUGCACGCGUAGCAACACGAACAGUCUCGGAAGUGGAAUCGGCAUCCUGUAGCGAACAUCCUGACUCUGAUUUCGAGAGGACUCCAGUUACGUGGAAAAAUCCUGCAAACUUUUCCAAACCCAUACAAGAUUUGCAACCAGAACCUAUCGAUGAGCCGAGGCUUAAGCGAACCCAAUCGACGACAGAACAUCUCGAUUUUGAGUUCGAAGAAUGUGAGGACGCGUCGAUAUUCCGACGCGAUGGGAAAUGCUUCAAUCAAGAUGGCGUAGAAAUCCUCGAAGUGAUCAUCGAGGAGGAUGAAUCCACUCUAGCAGCGUAUGACGUUAGAGACUUAGAGGUGCGCCAAGACGAGUUAUCUUCCACCUGUAGCCUGUCGGAUCCGGUGCAAGUUGCCGGCAAAUGGCGAUGGUUGAGCCAGCUAUGGAAGGCUGUAACCGGCAGUUAUCAAGGCUUAGGUUUAGAUUUUCGGCUCACCGUUAACCUACGGCUGAUAGAGUCCACACGCAGCGCACUAGGAGACUUGCGCUGUUGCAGUUCCGCGCUGCUCAAAGCUACAGAUGCCUGCAUCUUCACCCUGUUCCUAGCUAUCCUGCCUCGUUUCACUGCCUACCACUACCAGCAGCGAACCCAGUCACGCUACAUGACCCUGUUAGCCAUGAUCGUGAUUGCGUCCGCUUGGAUUGGCAGUUCCUUUCUACUACUGUGCUGUGAGCUGCGCUUCCGCAAGCAACAGGAACGUUUGCUCGUCUUCGGACUGCUGUUCGAGGCGUUCGGCUACUUCUGCGUAUAUGCGAUCAAGUCCAGCUUCUGGACUAUCGCCGGGUGUGUGUUGAUCGGAACUGGACACUCGAUUGCUUGCUCCUACCAGAAAACAGUGCUCAAGCGACAGCUUGGUCAACGUCGCUGGGCAAACGCGAAGACCGGAAUCGAACUACUUUCCGGUAUCGCCGUGCUCAUCAUUGCCGUCCUUGCUAACCUGAUCUACAUCUACGGGCGUGUCGAUCGCCUGCUGCUGUUAUUGCUGCUUAUAUAUAGUGCCGCCAGUGCCCUCUGGAUGGCCUGCAGCUGUCGGAUAUUUUUUAGCUAAUGU